Messenger RNA from Trichoderma gamsii, 3342 nucleotides. RefSeq lists its product as hypothetical. The record is from RefSeq and is a predicted model, not a curated record. The transcript has 4 exons. NCBI's taxonomy places the organism in Eukaryota, Fungi, Ascomycota, Sordariomycetes, Hypocreales, Hypocreaceae. Gene Ontology annotation, biological process: protein sumoylation. Bases 1 to 3342 code for a protein of 1113 amino acids. Gene Ontology annotation, molecular function: SUMO ligase activity; zinc ion binding.
AUGCCCAGAGGCUAUCCCCGUAACGCUGGGCUGCCUCGUACAAAGAAACGCAAGCAUGGUGACCAGAAUCCGCAGAAUGUACAGCCAACAGAUAACGCAAACAACACCCAGAAUCCACCCUGGCCGCCUGUCCCGCCGGUCUCUGAUCUCGCACCGGCCCCAGACUCGCACAUACAAGUACCAAAGCAAUAUGCAUGGCCGACUUCAUAUACUGCCGCCGCUCCAUAUGCCGGCCCUCAGCAAUAUGCAGUAGCUGAGCUGCCUUCUCCGCCUCCAACAGACGAAACAAGUCCAACAUCCGCAAGCGAGCAUUUCCAGGGCAGAGUAGACGCCCAUUCAACUGCUACUGUCGAGGAAACAGCGGUUGCUGUUCACGCCGCUCCCGAGGACUCUUCUGGGCAGCCUUUGGGUGAUCAAGCUGGCCAUGUCGCUCAGCAGAUACCAGCGCAACAGCCGCAACAGCCACAACAACCACAGCAACUUACUCCAUAUCGAAGACCUUUGCAACAUGUCAUGCUCCAUGCUUCCACGAUAGUAAGAGGGCGGGCUUCCGGAAACGAGCCAAUGGCCCCUGAAGAGAAGGCACGAUACAGCCUGCUAUACGGGGCCUGUGUGAAUGCAGACUUGUUUUUUCUCAUAAUUCAUCGGUACUACAGUUGCUGGCUGGUAGAUAAGUCGACCGUAUAUGGCGAUUUACACCUUUCUGCCCACGACGUUGAUAGGGCCUUUGUCCAGAUGAGAGUGAUGUUUAAAGAUGAAGAGCGGAUUUCGCCUCCUCAUCGGCUGUGGUUUUCAGGAUUCCCCGAGUUGGACGAGAACGUUCACUGCGUCCCUCAGGUGCUGAGCCAGAUCCAAGACUUUAUCCUCGCGUUUUCUGCCCAAUGGCCAGAGAUGAUCAAGGCCGCCCAGGCCCGAAUGAUGCCGCUGAUGGAAAGCCAAAUCCGCGAGCAGCUUAAAUGCCCGUCGUUGACCAUGGCCAACAAGCUCUUCGUCCACAGCCGCAGAAUCAUUGGAGUGCCAGAUAAUCAAUUCACAAACGAGGCUACUCUUCUUUUCAACCUGGACCAGAAGCUAGAACGCUUUUCCAAGUUCAAGCACGUGGCCAGGCUCAACCUCACCUUCAAACGCAUCCUCGAGCUCGAGCGCGACACACUCGAGCGCACAAUCCUCAGACAAAUGUUCCAGUCACUUCGCAGCAAAACUUUCAACAGGUUCCUCAGCACCUUUCCCAGCAGCAAGUCUACCUCCAGCAGCAAGCCUUUCUUCAGCAGCAAGCCCAGCUCCAGCAAGCUCUUCAUCACCCGCAAACUCUUCCUCAUCAGCAAGCUCUUGCUCAUCAACAAGUCCCUCAUCAACAAGUCCCUCAUCGACGAGUCCCUCAUCACCAGCAAGUUCUUCGUACCUAUCAAGAGGCCCUUCAUCAUCAACAGGCCCAUAAUCAUCAGCAAAUCCCUUCUCAUCAGCAAGUCCUUUCUCAUCAACAAGUUCCCUCUCAUCAGCAAAUCCCUCAGCAAAUCUCUCCGCAAGUCCCUGUGCUUCAAUCUACUCCUGAAUCAGCCUCAGGCCAGCCCAGUUUGUCCAGGCCAAGUCCCCAAAGCCAAUCUUCAUCAUCAGGCUUUGCUUUCUCCGGCAAAUCUGCCUCUUUGCGCUGAGCCACAGCGAAUGAUGCCGCAACAACAGCCAGGUCCACGGCAAUUACAGCAGCCGGAUGAUGCUCGAGAUACACCACCGCAUCUCCAAUAUUCCACACAACCGGCUUUACUCCAAUCGCAAACAACUCCGCAGACUCCUUCAGUCCAAACAGAAAGAAUUUCACAGCAAGAGAAUAUGCACCUGCUAGUAUCGCAGCCCAGCGAUUCAACUCAUCUAUGCCCUCAGCCAUAUCCGCAAAAUAUGCAGCCAGAGCAAGCUCUGCAAGCUCCUUCUCCCGCUCUUCAGAGUCCUCAAAGCUCCCAUGAUUCUCGAGGCAUUCAAGUGUCACCAGAUCCUCAGAUAGAUCGGGGAUCCCAACCUAGAACGAUCUCCCAGGCGCCUCAGGAAUCUCAGGCUGCCAUUGUCCACUUGACGGCUCAGAGACCUCAGGCCGGCCCAACUCCCCAGGGCCUCGGUAUUCAUCAGUCUCCUGUGCAAAUAUCGCCAGCAUCCCAAUCUCAUCAAACACAAUUGCAACAGCAGCCUGCGUCCCAGGCGUCUCGUACUCCUACACCCAAUCGAUUUCGCCGACACUUUACGGUUCACCAAACCCCUCCCACGGAAUAUCCCACUAGUCCAUAUAAUUGGACAUCCUUGCAAACGGGCCUCCAUCUGACUCAUGUGCGUAGCCCUCGAAGGGUUUCCUCUAGCCCGGGCCCAAGCCCAGGGAAGAACCGUUACUACCAAUUCCUCUCUAGAUUCGUGGUGGAACCAACAGAGAUGAAGAUACAUAUGGGAGUCAGUGGAUUGGAGUUUUUUAUCGAGCAAGAAGACCUGGCUCGACGCCCUAUUACCAGCCAACCAUCUGAGUUGCCUGUGGGCGAGUUACCGAUGGAAGUGCCUGUGAGCCGAUACUUCAACCACUCUCAACGAUACCGUCUCCGCAUGUGUGGGCGCAAUAAGCUGAGUGAUAAUGAAGAACGGGCUUUUGACACUGCAAAAUGGGCUACAAGCCGUACCUACUGGCCGUCACACAUUACUAUAUCACUCAAUGGCGAAAUCAUUUCUCCUCUUCUCAAGCAGCAUUUUCAUAAGGACCUACCCAUAGAGCUGACCGAUGCUUUGGUUAAAGGGGUGAAUACAAUAAGAGUGCACAUGCCGAGUUUUCCUCAAAAUAUUAAAGAAAACAUUGCCUAUUUUAUGGCUGUAGAGCUCAUUGUCACUCUAGAUCAUGACUCUACUCGCGCUUUGGUGACUUCUGCGCCUCAUAUUAGCGUUGAUCAGACAAAGGCCGAGAUCAAGAGGCGACUACAGCUAGAUAUAGAUGAAGUCAUCAUAAGCAGCGACACUUUGACAGUUUCAGUCGCAGACUCUUUUAGUUCUAAAAUUUUCGACGUCCCGGUCCGAGGCCGCAAUUGUCGGCAUCUUGAGUGUAUCGACUUGGAAAACUGGCUAAAUUCACGCCCAUGCAAAUCGUCCCCAGAAGCGGGCGAGCCAACAAUGGCCGAUACUUGGGGAUGCCCGAUAUGUGGCCAAGAUGCUCGGCCCAGCAACCUCCAAAUAGACGACUAUUUCGUUCAAAUAAGGGACAAGCUUUUAGAGGAGCGCAUGGGCAAAGUUAAGAAGAUUCAGAUCGCUGUUGAUGGCACCUGGAAAGCCAUAGGAGUGGCAGAUGAACACACGACGUCAGAUAAGGACGGCGUCAAUUAA